UUGUGAUUUUACUUUCAUUUAAAUGGCGAUCAGUAAAGUUUUGGUUAAUCUGUAGUACGAGCACCAGUCCCAUGAGAUUACAGGUGAAAGUGUUUAUCAUCACACUUCAAUGACAGUUGUCGCUGUUAUGAAAUGUAAUUCCUGCAUUACACAUCAUAAAAAUAAGAAGUUGUAACAGAUGUAAUAAAUCAUAUAGUUUUGUAGAAUCACGAGACUGAAGAUUCAGAAUGAGCACUAGUAGACGGGUAUGUACUGUUUUCAAGAUAAAGAGGAAGUUGUGUUAUCUAAAUUUUGUCAUUCUCACUUUUGUUUGUGAUUUUGCUAUUAUUGGAUAAUGCCACCUGUGCUGCAGAGAACACGAGGUCUUGAAGAAAUGCAGCAUUUCUUCAUAAACGUCCUACCGGACACCUCAUGAAGUUUAAGGGAGAUUCUGAUGAAGAUGAUGGCAAAUAAGAUGUUGGUGAUCAGUGGUCUGAUCUUUAUCCACUCCCUGGAUCUGAACGCGUUUCAGUGGUAUCCCAAAAGCCUGAAGUGCGACGUGUCCGUGGAAAGUAACGGGACCGAAGUCAGCGUGGACUGCACUGACCGCGACCUCACCGAAAUUCCAGCGGGAAUCCCCGUGAAUACCACCAAUUUGACCCUGACCAUCAACCACAUACCGCACAUCAUGAACGACUCGUUUCACAACCUGCUCAACAUCACAGAGAUCGACUUGCGCUGCAACUGCGUGCCCAUCAAGGUGGGACCCAAAGACCGCGUCUGUACCCAGAGCGUGACGAUCGACAACGGGACCUUCUGGAAGCUUAAGAAUCUGAGAUCACUCUACCUGGACGGCAACCAGCUGUCUGCCAUCCCUAAAGGUCUCCCACCCAACCUCGUGCUUCUGAGUCUGGAGGUCAAUAGUAUUUCUUCAAUUGUUAAAGCGAAUCUUACAGAACUGGGCAAUAUAGAGCAACUUUACCUCGGCCAAAAUUGUUAUUUCCGGAACCCUUGCAACAAGUCGUAUUACAUUGAAAAAGAUGUGUUUUUACAGCUUGACAAAAUGACGUUGCUUUCUCUGAAGUCCAACAAUCUGUCUCAAGUGCCCCACAAGCUGCCGUCAAGCCUUAAAGAGUUGUACUUAUACAACAACAAUAUUCAGAUAAUAACAGAAACGGAUUUUCACAACUUGACAGAGCUGGAGAUACUAGAUUUAAGUGGGAAUUGUCCUCGCUGUUAUAACGCUCCUUUCCCGUGCGUACCAUGUCCAGACAAUGCUCCACUCCAAAUACACGACAACUCCUUUAAGACCUUGAAGAACCUAAAAAUUCUUCGUCUUCACAGUAACUCUAUAACUAACAUACGUUUGGAAUGGUUUCAGAACCUAACAACACUCAGUGUUUUAGACUUGUCGAGCAAUUUUUUGGCUAAAGAGAUAACGCACACCUCGUUUCCUACUUUGUUGCCUCAUCUAGAGGAGUUGGACCUCUCCUUUAAUUUUGCACUACAGGUCUAUCCUGCAUCUCUUAAUCUUUCUCAGUCAUUCGACCGCCUGAAAUCUCUGAGCGUUCUGAGAAUUAGAGGUUAUGUGUUUCAAGAACUCACUUAUCGAGACAUUCAACCCUUGACCUCUUUGAAAAACUUGGAGCUCAUUGACCUUGGAACAAAUUUCAUAAAAAUAGCACAACUUGGCAUCCUCAAGAACCUGAAAAACUUCAGAAUCAUCAACUUAUCUGAUAACAAAAUAUCUGUGCCUUCAGACGGAGGAGGAUACAAGACUUCCAGUGGCCUCGCAGAAAACCAGUAUAGUUCCCCAAUGACUCAAGGCGCUCAAUACCAUAAUGGAGACGUGAAGGACGUUCACUAUUUUCUUUAUGACGAAUAUGCACGCAGCUGCAAAUACAAAGACAAGGAACGCUGGAUUUCAAAUCCAUUUAAUACCGAAUGCAGUGCCUUUGGGAAAACUUUGGAUAUCAGUAGGAAUAACAUAUUUUAUCUCAAUUCUAGAUUUCUAGAUCUUGAUGAACUGAAUUGUCUGAAUUUGUCAGGUAAUGCAAUGAGCCAAAGUCUGAAUGGUUCAGAGUUCGUCCAGUUAAAGAAUCUACAAUAUCUGGACUUCUCCGACAAUCGUCUGGAUUUGAUGUUCUCCUCAGCAUUUCAGGAACUCAGCAAUCUCGUGGUUUUGGAUAUCAGUCGUAACAGUCAUUACUUUGUGGCUGAGGGGUUGACUCACAUGCUAAACUUUACAAAGAAGCUGCUUAACUUGAAAAAAUUGAUCAUGAACGAUAACCAAAUAUCCACAUCUACAAACACAGAAAUGGAAAGCUUUAACCUGGAACAUCUGGAGUUUAAAGGAAAUCGUCUGGAUAUGCUGUGGAGAGAUGGCGACACACGGUAUCACAGCUACUUCAAGAAACUUGUAGUCUUAAAGGUACUCGAUAUUUCGAACAACAAUCUGAACUUCAUUCCAUCUGGUGUUUUUAACGGCCUUCCAGAUACGCUGACAGAGUUGAAUAUUACAAAAAACAAAUUAAAAUCAUUUGAAUGGAAGGGGCUUGCGUACCUCAAAAACCUGAAGCACUUAGACCUUAGUGAAAAUCUUUUGACCAUUGAUUCUACAUGCUUGUCGAACUAUACAAAGUCCAUUGAAACCCUUAUAUUGCGUAAGAAUAACAUUGUACAGCUGUCUUCGGAAUUUCUGAAGGAUGCCUUUAGCCUGAAGGUCUUGGACUUAAGUUAUAAUCGCAUCCAGUUCAUCAAUUCAUUGAGCUUUCCAGAAAACGUUAUUGACAACCUGCAGACCCUUUACUUAAACAACAACAGGUUUGUUUGCUCCUGCAAUGCCACGUGGUUUGUCCGAUGGAUCAACCGCACGUCCGUCAACAUUCCACGUCUCGCCAGCGAUGUCAACUGCGCGUCACCGAGUGCCCAGCGAGGUCAGAGUGUAAUUUUCCUGAACCUUCAAGCCUGCCAACACAAUUCCCUGUCUAUCAUCCUCUAUAUUUUACUGACCUCAGUGAUUCUUAGCAUCCUCACCCUCACUAUCUCAAGUCAUCUCUUCCUCUGGGACGUUUGGUAUAUCUACCACUUCUGUCUGGCCAAACUCAAAGGAUACCAGCGGCUUUCCUCCAGCAACACGUACGAUGCUUUCGUGUCCUACGACACGACAGACCCGGCGGUUCACGAGUGGGUGAUGCAGGAGCUUCGUGUUAACCUGGAGGACAGAGGCGAUCCACGCAUGGAGCUCUGUUUGGAGGAACGAGAUUGGAUACCUGGCUAUCCGUUCAUCGAGAACCUUUCUCAAAGCAUCCAGCUGAGCAAAUGCACCGUGUUUAUUCUGACCGGACGUUACAUGAACAGUGGCAACUUUAGGACGGCAUUUUAUUUGGCCCACCAGCGACUUAUGGAUGAGAAGAACGAUGUGAUCAUCCUGAUUUUCUUGGAGAGAAUGCCCUGUCAAUCCAAGUACCUGCGCUUGAGGAAGAGGUUGUAUAAGAAAUCGGUUCUCGAGUGGCCAAGAAAUCCACAAGCGCAGAGAUACUUUUGGUUCAGUCUCAGAAGUGUGAUGUCUUCAGAUCGUCAGCAAUACAACAAACUCUUCCAGGAAUCUCUAUGAUGAAUUCUGCUUUACUAUGGUGACACUUUUGAAAGUUUCUGGAUUCUGCCUGUCAACUUCUUCUUUCUCUUAACAU
Misgurnus anguillicaudatus (oriental weatherfish) is the source of this 3671-nucleotide messenger RNA. It is a transcript of the gene tlr7, whose product is annotated as toll-like receptor 7. Gene Ontology annotation, molecular function: pattern recognition receptor activity; protein binding. Lineage: Eukaryota; Metazoa; Chordata; Actinopteri; Cypriniformes; Cobitidae. Gene Ontology annotation, biological process: positive regulation of interleukin-6 production; canonical NF-kappaB signal transduction; toll-like receptor signaling pathway. Gene Ontology annotation, cellular component: plasma membrane. The record is from RefSeq and is a predicted model, not a curated record.